Copidosoma floridanum is the source of this 2469-nucleotide messenger RNA. RefSeq lists its product as uncharacterized. The record is from RefSeq and is a predicted model, not a curated record. NCBI's taxonomy places the organism in Eukaryota, Metazoa, Arthropoda, Insecta, Hymenoptera, Encyrtidae.
AUGAAAUCCAACUCCUGUGCGGAAAUAAAGCCCUUAGCUAAGGAAAUGUUAGGCCCCCUAGAUUCAAUCGUCACUUUGGGUAGAGAAAACGGAAGUGAAGACGUUCUCAUCGCUCUCAUCGUUAGUGGGUUUGAUAAUUUUGACAAUAGAGAUUGGCAGAAGCAUCUAGGUAGUAGUGACGAACCUCCGACUCUUGAUCGUUUGCGUGAGUUCAUCGCUGCACAAAUCAUUACAUUAGAGACGUUAGAGUCGACUGAACGGAAGCCUAACCCAGGCCAACAACCUGACUCUUUGAAAUCCAAACAGAAAUCUUCGUUUGUUCAUCAGAGCACUGCAUCUCCUGAUGAGUCAGGAUCUCCUAGCUGCUUUCUUUGUGGUAAGUCCCAUUGCUUGCUCUCUUGUCAGUCUUUUCGUAAUAAAUCACUCGAUGAAAGGAGGCAGAUCAUUAACGAUAGACAACUUUGUCUCAACUGUCUUGGGCAACAUUUUGUUAGGCAGUGCAAAAGUAAGUUCUCCUGUUCAGUUUGCCACCGGAAGCACCACACCAUGUUGCACAAGGAAGAGGUUAAGUCUACUCCCGCGAAAGGUCCAAACUUGUCAGGUAAAUCUACAGAUAGUAAAGAGGGAGAUUAUGACAAGCAUCAAGGGUCUCAGUCCGACCAAAGCUUUUGCGCUACCGCUAGCUUGUCCCUUAGCCCUAGAUUCCCCUCGGGACCAAAAGUUCUGUUAGCUACCACUCGAAUUCAUGUUCGUGGUCCCCAUGGUCAGCAAGUUUCAGUAAGAUCCUUGGUUGAUCAGGGCUCUCAAAGUUCCUUAAUAACUCACUCGCUUUGCGAUACGUUGAGUCUCAAAACUCACCCAGCUAGUAUUUCGUUGACUGGUUNCUCGCUUUGCGAUACGUUGAGUCUCAAAACUCACCCAGCUAGUAUUUCGUUGACUGGUGUAGGUGAUUCUUCUACGACCUCUGUUCGGAAGAGAACCUAUAUAACUUUCCAACCUCACUUCGAAUUGAGUUUUAAGUGUGAUACCAAGGUCCUAGUAGUUUCGAAAAUUUCUUUUUAUAAGCCUCCAAUUUCAAGGAGCUUACUAACACUACCUCACAUUCAAGGACUCCAACUUGCAGAUCCUGACCUAUACACUCUAGAUAAAAUAGACGUUCUGCUCGGAGCCUCGGUCUAUGCUCAUGUUAUUCAAAACUCGAUUCGACGGGGCCCUGCAAAUCAACCUAUAGCCUUCACAUCCAGCAUUGGAUGGUUACUGUCCGGACCUGUGCCCCAUCCACCGGAAAAUGUCCCUUCUGCGAACCGGGAAAAUAACAUGAUCACUGCCCAACCCAAAGAGGUUACCGUAAUGCACAUCUCUAAAGACCUUGAUCUAAUUAAAAUAGUGCAACGAUUUUGGUUAGUCGAAGAACCCCUCUUUAUACCAGAGCUCAAGGGAGAGGAUCUUCAUUGCAAGGAACAUUUUGUUCACACGCACUCGCGAUCCUCGGACGGUCGAUUUGUGGUCAGACUUCCGUUUAAAGGUCAAGUUGCCGACGCUUUUUCCCUUCGGGAAAGCUCUUAUAAUACGGCGCUCUCCAUGUUUCGCCAACAAGAAAAAAGGUUUAGGAAUAACCCUCACCUGUUCGAGUCAUACAAGACCUUUAUGGCUGAGUACCUGGCUCUUGGUCACAUGCGCAAAGUAUCGAAUUCGAGCCUAGCGAAGUGUUUUCUUCCUCAUCAUGGAGUUUUGAAGACCAAUACGCCAACUCCUAAGCUGCGAGUUGUCUUUAAUGGCUCUGCUAGGAACAGAGGUGGUCUGUCUUUGAACUCCUUACUCCACACAGGUCCAAAUCUCCUGUUAACUCUUUUCGAGCUGAUUCUCAGGUGGCGGUUUUAUAAGUUUGUCUUUAUCACCGACGUAGAAAAGAUGUUCUGGCAGAUUCCAGUUCAUCCAGACGAUCAAACUUUUCAAGCGAUCCUUUGGAGACCAGACGUCUCUUCUCCGAUCAAAACCUACUUCCUUACUACCUCCACUUAUGGUCUCGCGUGUUCCCCGUUCCUGGCGACUCGUGUCUUACGUCAACUUGCCUCUGAGCAUGCUGAAUCGCAUCCUACAGCCUCCAGGAUUCUUCGCGAGGAAUUUUACGUAGAUGACUGUUUGUCAGGCAGUCAUUUAGUGGAGGAGGCCUCAAUAAAAUGUGAGGAACUCACGGAACUGGCACGGUUAGGUGGAUUUCCUCUUCGCAAGUGGUCCUCUAACUCGCCGCAGGCUUUGGCUAGCGUCCCUCUUGACCAUCGAGUCGACCAGCCAAAGACUUUGCAAGAAAAUCCAGAAGCCAUUCCAGUCCUUGGAUUGUCUUGGGACCCCCAGACUGAUGAAUUUGCUUUCAAAUUCACGAUUGAUGAGUUUCCUAAUCUCUGGACCAAGAGAACCUUGUUUGCCCAGACUGCCCGGUUCUUCGAUCCUUUGUGCUGGUUCUCAUAG